GGCUUGGACACACCUGCGCACGAUCGAGGAGAGCUCACCUGCGCACGAGGACAGAGGAAGAACACAACAAGAGCUCGAGGCGAAGUCCGACACCAUGAGGCUCGUCGUGCUCACGGCUUUGACCUGCUUUUCUCUGGCCCUGUGUCCAGCUGCGCGCGCGUGGUCCAGGCCUCCUGAGGACUUGGAGGGGUCUGGAGAUGACCCAGAACAUGACAUGGAGGAUGACAUGGACGGUGACAUGGAGGGCUCAGGCUCAGGUUCUGGAAGUCAGGAGAAAGAGACGGUGGAGGGAAAAAUAACUGACCUGGGCUUUGGUAGAGAAGACACUGGUCCAAAGAAGAAAGAAAAAUCUGGAGGAGCAGAUUUUGAGCUGGAGCCUGAACAUCCCUGGGACAGGACGCCCCGUGUGAUCCAGUCCAAGAGCAUCAUGGAGAGCAAAGAAGUCCUCACAGGAGUGGUCGCAGGUGGAGUGGGGGGGUUGAUACUGGCUGUGGCGCUGGCAGGUUUCCUCAUCUACAAAUGGAAGAAGAAAGACUUGGCUCAAGAAUACAGGGCGGCGAGGAGCACCGAGACAGGGCAGGACUACAUCAGAGACCAGAAGGGGGCGCUGCGGGACGAGACCGUGGUGCUCGUAUGACCUCAGUAUACACUAUACACCUGCUACUGUACCAUAGACUGUAUAUAUAAAUGGACAUUGCUAACCUGUUAGCCACCGCGUUCCAAAUCUCCAUCGGCUUGGUCUUAAAAUGUUCGUAUUAACCCGCUCUACAUUCUACUUUCCUGGUUUUUAUUUAACUAUUUUGGCCCUAAAUCAAGAUAUGAACAUUAAUGACAGAGAAAUCAGUUGCCUUCUUUCCCAGCGGUUAGUCCCGUCAUUGUUAGCAACAGAUUUGAUUGACAGCAUUUCUAAGAUCCCGCCCCCUGCUGAACCAGUGGUGCGGGUGGGAAAGGGCAUUACCUUCGACAGCCUCCAGAUUGGCUCUUUGGUUGCUAUGAUACUCGCGGUUGUAAUUCCAAAUAUAGGACUUUGCUCCAAAUUCGCUCCUAUACCUGCUAGCCUCAAUGAGCUUCCUUUAACUGGAGCUGAAUGCUAUGUCACACUCACGUGGUCCAUUUCUUUAUACAGUCUGUGUGCUGUACUUUAUGACAAAUCAAUGUGUCCCACUACUUUACACUAGGGCUGUAUUCGACUAGAGAAAUUCUUGUUGUAUUAAAGACAUACCCUGCGAUUAGUCGACUAAAAAGGGGGCAAAUCUAUUAUGUAUCUGACCCAAACUGCACUCCUAAGACUACACGUACAGGGGGAGUUCAUGCAAAAACUAUGCAUUUAUGCAGAAAAACGCACUUGGAAACAGUGUAUUUAUUUAAAGACAGAUUCAACUUGUGAAUCAUGAGUUUAAUCUGCCUUUUUAUAGAUAAAUACCAAAAAAUACACGUUUUGGUUGACUAAGACUCCAUCGACCGAUAAAUCGACUAAAUGACUACAGCCCUACUACACAUGUAAAUAUGUUGAUUGUUUAAAGUAUAAUUUAUUAGGAAAACUUUGAUUGAACAGACUAUUUUUUUCAUGCUUGUAUGUGUCAUAUGUAAAGACAAUAUGUUUCUGUUGUAGCUAACAUGUAAAAAAAACACAAUUGCAUCAGUGAAAUGAUUAGCACCACAAUGAAAAUGCAUCAAAAUUAAUGAAUUUGUGCAACUCAAAAUAUUAAAGUAUUUAUAUUCAUCAUUCUGUCUGUGUUCUAUGAUGAAUCUGACACGCUUCAUAAUCGCAAUAUUAAAGGUCCUAUACUACGAAAAAUGGACUCUUGUUAGAAUGUUGUUACCUCAUCAGACACAAAUUCAGAGUUGUGUUUUGUUUCAUUCACACAUGUUUGAGUAACACUUUAUUAUUAGUCUGUCUACAUCUCCGAACCUCAAAAUGCUCUGUUCCACCUUGUGAUGUCAUGUAGUGGCAGUGUUCAAGUUAACAGCGACCAUUUGACAUGCACAUAUAACAGGGUUUUCUAUUGGAGAGAAGAAUUGAGCCUAAAUAUGUGUGGUAAAUGUGUGAAUGAAAUGAAACUAAACAGGUGUUUGUGAUGAAACAGCAUUAUAACUAUAUUAUAAUCUGAAAAUGGCAUAAUAUGGGCCCUUUAAAGGAUGUAUGCAAGAUUUAGAUUUUACAUUUCAGAAACUUGACCUAUGAACCAAAUGAAAAUGUUUCUUUUACUGAUAACAGCUGUAAUGCUGACUUAAUCUUCAUUACAAAAACAUUGUACAUUACCUUUAUUUAUGUGAUUAUUUGGUGUAUUGGUUCUCAAGACGAUUAUUAGGAUGAGCCUCACAUGAGUCUCUCAUUUGGGUUGCCAGUUUCAGUGUUGAAAUCCAGUUGGUUUAAACCUAAAAUGCCUCCCUCUGAUCUGAAUGGGCUCUACCUAAACCCCAGCACCUGCAGAGCAAUCAUGAGUCAGUGCUAGUGCAGCCUCUGCAGGCUGGACAGAGAAUGUACUUCAUCUCCUCAGAAGACGUGUUGAUUUUUUUCUACAUUUUAACAAACAAAACAACAGGUCUAUAUAAGUAAUAGGAAUACUGCUAAAAAAAAGCUUGAAAGUUUAUUUGAGUGUUUUAUCUUUUUCAAUGUAGAAUAGAAUAGAAUAGAAUGCAUUUAUUGUCACUAUAUAUAUGUACAACACCAUACACAUGCACAGCGAGAUUAAAAACAACUCACCCUUCAAUACAAACAGACAUGGAACAAUUAAAACAUUAAAGCAUUAAAACAUUAAAACACCCCAGACUACAACUCUCAACAAGAUUUACAGUGAAUACUGCAGAGUCACAUGCUGCACUGAGCAAGUAUUGCACUAUAUUAACUAUUGCACUAUGUUAAAUAUUGCACUACAUUAAAUAUAUUGCACUGUAUCAAAUAUUGCACUCAGACACAUUGCACUGAAUCAAAUAUUGCACUAUAUUAAAUAUGAAAUAUUGCACACAAACGACCUUAUUGCACUCAAUAAAAAAUAUUGCACUAUUUUAAACAUUGCACAAGUCGGAGGUCAGUGCAUACGUGAGUUCAACAGGGUUAUGGCAUUUGGGAAAAAACUUUUUUUGAGUCUAGUGGUCCUUGCUUUAAUGGCCCUGUAGCGCCUUCCCGAGGGCAGCAGAUGAAACAAGUCAAAGCCAGGGUGGGAGCUGUCGUUAAUAAUGUUUUUGGCCCUGCUGAGGCAGCGGGAGGUGUAAAUAUCCAUCAGAGAGGGGAGAGGGCAGGAUCUUUUGGGCUGUCUUGACCACCCUCUGAAGCCUCUCUCUAUCCACCAUGGUACAGCUGCCAUACCAGACUGUAAUACAGUAUGUCAGCAGGCUCUCAAUAGAUGCCCGAUAGAACGUGAGCAGCAGGCUGGGGUCCGAUCCAUAUUUCUUAAGCACCCUCAGGAAGUGUAAUCGCUGCUGAGCCUUCUUGGUGAUAGCUAUUAUGUUCUCAGUCCAGGAUAGAUUAUCUGAGAUGAGAACACCAAGAAACCGGAAAGUGUGGACCCUCUCCACACACUCACCAUUGAUGUAAAGGGGAGCGAGGUCUGUGCUGUGCCUCCUGAAGUUGAUGAUGAUUUCCUUGGUUUUCUUGGUAUUCAGAGCAAGGUUAUUCUCCGAGCACCAAGCAGUCAACUUCAGGACCUCCUCUCUGUAGGCCGUCUCAUCACCUUUUGAAAUGAGCCCGACCACGGUUGUAUCAUCAGCAAACUUCACAAUGAGGUUGCUGUUACUGGCCGGGCUGCAGUCAUGUGUGUAGAGACAGUACAGGAGGGGGCUCAUGUGAGAUUAUUAUUCCAUGUAAUAUGGUAAAUCAUACUUUGUACUCCUGUUUACGUGUGCGCCAACGUGGCAUGAGAUUGUAUAUGUACCCUGAACCUCCAUAUAUGAUGAUACUUUGAAAGAUCAGCUAAAAAUGCUUGUUUUUGUGCACUUUGUCUUCAUUGAACCCAGAUAACAAUCUGCGUGCUGUACAUUUCUAGCUAAUUAUUGAGGAAUUAUGACGUGUGUUAACUAGUAUAUAAGGAGCCACAGUAGAGAUGUAAAACAGGAGACAGUUGGUGUUUCAUUCGAUUGAUGCCUGCAUCUGCUGAAUAAAGAGACUGAUUUGAAACUGCCCGGCCUUCUCGACUCCUGCUUCUAGUUCGCCGUCCAGGAAAACUGACAGUUUUGGUGACCCCUGACGUGAUGCUAAGUCCUGGUCGCAAGGGCGA
Molecule: messenger RNA, 4217 nt
Organism: Periophthalmus magnuspinnatus
Lineage: Eukaryota; Metazoa; Chordata; Actinopteri; Gobiiformes; Gobiidae
Product: syndecan-1-like
Exons: 5
Coding region: 95-637 (180 amino acids)
Biological process (GO): cell migration
Cellular component (GO): cell surface; membrane
Source: RefSeq, a predicted model, not a curated record